Messenger RNA from Cucurbita pepo subsp. pepo (vegetable marrow), 594 nucleotides. Lineage: Eukaryota; Viridiplantae; Streptophyta; Magnoliopsida; Cucurbitales; Cucurbitaceae. The record is from RefSeq and is a predicted model, not a curated record.
AUGUCUACUGCUAAUGACAUGAGGAAUUGCGGAGAAGAUAUGCCGGAUGUUAAAAUUGUUGAGAAAAUACUUCGAAGUCUCACCGAUAAAUUCAACAUCGUAGUAUGCUCAAUUGAAGAAUCCAAGGAUAUUGACCAAUUAACAGUCGAUGAAUUACAGGCAUCUUUGCUUGUACAUGAACAAAAGGUGAUUGAUAAGAGGAGUGAAGAGCAGGUUUUGCAGGUGGAGAAUGUACCAAAGGGACAUUACCAAUUUGAAUGUCCAGGCUUAGAAAAAGAAGCUGUCAUUUAUGCUGAAUUUGACAAUGAGGAAGAACUGCUAUUGAUGGCGUACACAAAGAAAAGUAAAGUUGAAAGAGAAAGCAUUUGGUUUCUCGAUUCCGAGUGCUCAAAUCUCAUGACAGGGGACAAAACAUGGUUCGUUGAGCUUGACGAAAGUUUCAAACACACGGUCAGGUUGGGAAAUAGCUCAAAAUUGGCAGUUGAAGGAAGAGGCAGUGUCAGAUUCGAAGUUGAAGAUAUCACACGAACCGUGACAAAUGUCUACUAUGUCCCCAAUCUCACCAACAAUUUGCUAAGCAUAGAGCAACUAUAG